UAAACCACACACCGAAAUACCUAUUUCAGAAAUAGCCAUCUAAUUAUUUGCUAAAAAAAAACAUGGAAAAUGCAGAUAUACCAACAGAAAAGACGCAGGAACCUACUGAAGAAGCCAACCAGAUUGCUAAUUCGUCCAUGGUAUGUCCAACCGAAAAAAUAUAUAAAAAUAAAUCCAGCAUACAAUUCGCUGAAAAUACGGAAAAUACAAGUUCGCAAAAAAGCAGCUCAUACAAAGAAGUGCUGAGUCAACCAGAUCCAGGGUUGUCACACCGCCAAAAACUUUUCUGGCUGCAGAAACAUCGCACGCUUGGAAUAUGGGUACAAUGCGAUGACUGCGAGCGUUGGCGGUAUCUACCUAACCUUCUGGAUAGUUCUGAAUUACCCCAUCGAUGGUACUGUCGGAUGAACACAGACAAAGCAUUAGCGGAUUGCUCUGCACCCGAAACGCCGAUUCAUAUCCGUGAAGAAGAAGAUCUAAUCCACAGUGUUUAUUCAUCGGGAUCAGUGGUGUGGGCUCGUCUGAACGGGUGGCCGUGGUGGCCCGCCAUGGUUGAUGAUUGUCCUGACGUUGAGCAGUUUUAUUGGCUUGACGGAUUUUCUGAUAUACCAACACAUUACAACGUUGUAUUCUUUGAUGUACAUGACGUGACACGUGCAUGGAUAGCUCCAGAGCAAUUAAAACCUUACAAUGCCAAUAAAACAAUAUCCAAACAUUUACUUAAAUUAAAAAAAUAUAGACUUCGUCUCGAAGCUGCCAUCACUCAAGCUGAUGAUGCCGUAAGACUACCGCUUUUAGAUCGUUUAGAAAAAUAUAGCUUCCUUACAAGAUAUAAGGGUCAUAUUGCAAGCCCAAAAAGAGUAAACCAAAAGGACCUGUUGAGGUAUCAAAAAAUAUUUAAGAGAAAAUUCAACGUUGAGUUCCCAAUAGAGACCUCAUCUGAUUCAGAAGAUGAAGUUGAUAGGAGGAAGCCAGUGAUAAAUACGAAGACUGCAAAAAAUAAGAAAACACGAGUCGAAAAUUUAAGCAAUAAGCUUUGUGGAGUUAUGAAAACACGAUCAAUUCCGAAAAAUGAGACAAAUCGGAUAAAACAUAAUUCUGAAAAGAGUAACAAUGAGCCUGAUUCGAUUGCCGUUCUUGUAGGCAGUGAUGUUAAUCCGUCGCUUACUACUACGAUUGGCAACGAUGCUAAAACCAAUAUUUCAGAACCAAAACAUGCGAUUGAGUCAUCACAACUACCACUUUUACAGGACGGAAACGCUUCACCGUCCAGUGAUGAUUUUGAUUUUUUGUAAUAGUCUAUAUGAGUCAUAAUGUUUUUUAUAUUGUUAUAAUUAUCUUUUCUAUCCACCAUACAAUGAUAUUUGAAAGCAUGUUUCGUCGAUACUAUAAAUGUUUAGGUAACAUGAUUAGUUUAUAUUUUUUUAAUACCUUAC
Manduca sexta (tobacco hornworm) is the source of this 1436-nucleotide messenger RNA. RefSeq names its product zinc finger CW-type PWWP domain protein 1. Gene Ontology annotation, molecular function: zinc ion binding. The record is from RefSeq and is a predicted model, not a curated record. Gene Ontology annotation, cellular component: nucleus. The coding region runs from base 63 to 1295 and encodes 410 amino acids. The transcript is spliced from 6 exons. Lineage: Eukaryota; Metazoa; Arthropoda; Insecta; Lepidoptera; Sphingidae.